UGUCCUCCUGCUCGCCACAGUUGCGUUUCCUUGGAGACCAAGGCGUUAGCGAAAGCGCCUGGUCUCCUUGGGAUCCAUUCUGAGACAAGAAGUAGCGGAAGCUUUACGGACUUCUGGAGACGGGUCUGUGUCUGGAAGAUCAGGACUCUUCACUUUUCCCCAAUGGCACAGAAAUACACCUACUCUAGAAGUCAUCCCUCAGGGCACAAGUUGCAAGUGCAGUGGUCAGAGAAGAACCCGAAGCCAUCCAUUCUGCCUCCCCUCCGACCAUCCAAAAGCCGUAGCAAAAGCAAAAUGAAGACUCCGUCUAGUAUCCAGCCAGUGAAGUCCCAGACCUCUGUGGAGUUAGUAAAGAACGUACGAGGACUGCGAAAAAAGGAACAACCUCACGCUCACCGUGGGAGGAUGCAGGCCAAGAUCCGGCUGAUGCGGGUAAUGAUUCGAAACCUGAGGACCACACUCCAGGAGCUCUACAACCACGAGAGCUUCCUCCGCAAGCUCAACCAGGAGCUCAUCAAGUCCAUUCAGGACAUAGAGGACAAAAUGGCCAUGAGUGUACGGGAAAUGCUGCAGCAGCAGGGCAUUCUCGGGAAUAUCAUCGACGUCUUGGAGUACUCGAACAAGAGGCGGGUGCAGCAGCUGAGGUCUGAGCUUCAGGAGUGGAAAGAAAAGGAGGAGAGCAAAGCAAAUAGCCUGCAGCAGGAGUUGAAGCAGCUGAAUGCUGAGAUCCUGAAGGCCCAGGAGGAAGUGAGUUUCCUGAGCACCUACAUGGACCACGAGUAUCCUGUCAGGUCGGUCCAGAUAGCCAAUCAGAUACGCCAGGUGCAGCAGGCCAAGGACAGACAGCAGGAUGAGCUGGACAACCUUAGAGAGAUGCGUGAAAUGGUCCUGGGACGUUUAUACAAGAUUAUUCAGGAGAAGAAGGAGAAAAUCCUGAAAUCUCUGAUGUUGAAAACCCAGAAGCCCUAUGAGAAGAUACUUAUGAUGCAGCUCAAGAGCAGCCACUGCAUGAAGAGCUGCACGGUCUGGUUCAGGGAGCUUAUCCAGCAGAUGAAGGAAGAAAUACCCAUAUUAACUGCAGAGGUGCAGAAAAUGUAUGCAGAGAUCUGUGACCCCCGAGAGGUGGUUUUUAAGGAUAUUCUACUUCGGAGACCCAAGUGCACCCCAGACAUGGAUGUUGAGCUCAACAUUGCUUUGCAAGAUCCACUCCUCUUCUAGAUGGAAGUGCCAGGCCACCUCUCCUCCCUACUCUCUUCCCAGCACAGGGAUUUUGGCUGGUUUACUUGAAAGACAAUGUCUCCGUUUUGAAUCUGACCCACAGCCCCUGCUUCACCCUUCUCCCUUGAUGCUUGGACCAGGCAGAUACGCCCAGUCCUUGCUGCCAAUA
This is a messenger RNA of Cricetulus griseus (Chinese hamster), 1387 nucleotides long. NCBI's taxonomy places the organism in Eukaryota, Metazoa, Chordata, Mammalia, Rodentia, Cricetidae. The record is from RefSeq and is a predicted model, not a curated record.